GGUGAAUAUGUUAGUGAGAUCUACUUCACCGUUUUUAUUCAACCAUGACAAGCUAAUAGUGCUAAAUUAACGGCAAAAGGCAAAUUGUAUCGAUAAUGACGUCGUUGACAGACCGGAGGAAUGCCUUGCAGUGACGUCAUUGAGUUAUCGAGUGUAAGAAGCUGAUUGGUUGUUCUAGUGAGAAGGGGCUUCCUGUCCCAGAUCGCAGAACCAUCUGAAUUCCCAAUAAUCACAAUAGUUGGAAUUUUAUAAUUCCGCAGAUGACGCGGACACACACAACUGUUACAGUAUAUUAGACGACUUACAUAAUUGAUCUUAUUUAAUCACUCAGAUCAAAUCUUCAAAAGAGCAAAGAAAUGGUGAUGGAGAAGCCCAGUCCCCUGCUGGUAGGGCGGGAGUUUGUGAGACAGUAUUACACACUGCUCAAUAAAGCACCAGACUUCCUGCACAGAUUUUAUGGGCAAAACUCAUCCUAUGUCCACGGUGGACUGGAUUCCAAUGGAAAGCUGUCGGAGGCAGUCUAUGGGCAAGCUGAGAUUCAUAAGAUGGUAAUGUCCUUGAAAUUCAGUGAGUGCCACACAAAAAUUCAGCAUGUGGAUGCCCAUGCCACUCUGAGUGACGGUGUGGUUGUCCAGGUGAUGGGAGAGCUUUCCAAUAAUGGACAGCCGAUGAGGAAGUUCCUGCAGACAUUUGUGCUGGCCCCAGAGGGUUCUGUGACCAAUAAGUUUUAUGUUCACAACGACAUCUUCCGUUAUGAGGAUGAGGUCUUUGGGGACUCUGAGGCUGAACUGGAUGAAGAGUCAGAAGAAGAGACCGAUGAGCUGGAAGAACCCGACACUGCCAGUAAUGCUAAUUACUGUGAACCCCAUCCUGUGAGCAGUAUCAAUGGUGUGGAAGAGACUCUCGUGAAACCACCUCUGGAACUGGACUCUGAAGCAGCCCCAGAACCCAAGCUCAAGGAACUGAAGUUCAAGGCUGAAGAGAAGGUUCCAGAAGAGUUUGAGGAGGAGGCCCCGUCCCCUGUUCCUGUGGAAUCACCACAGAACAUACAAGAAACACCUAAAACGUUCUCUUGGGCUUCUGUGACGAGCAAAAAUCUUCCUCUCAGUGGGACUGUGCCAACCUCUGGAGGUUCAGCGCAUGCUGUGAAAGCACCAAACUCUCAGUCCAGAGUUGAGGCCAAGCCAGAGACGUCGUCGGCUUCAAUUCGCCCGCGUGACCAACGCGUCAGUGACCGACCUUCUGUAAGCUCAAGAGGGACUAGAUCUGAUGGCAGCUCUGCAGAAUCUCAAACUGGGAAACCGUAUUUCAGCUUCAUAAAUAAAGGACGAGGCGAUGAGUCCGGUGAAAUGGACGGCAGAAGGGUCGUCCGGUAUCCAGACAGUCAUCAACUCUUUGUUGGAAAUCUCCCUCAUGACAUCGAUGAGCGUGAACUCAAAGACUGCUUCAUGACGUUUGGGAAUGUUGUUGAGUUACGGAUCAACACCAAAGGCACUGGAGGAAAGCUGCCGAACUUUGGCUUUGUUGUCUUCGAUGACUCUGAACCGGUGCAAAGAAUUCUAGGAGUCAAACCGAUCAUGUUCCGUGGCGAGGUACGCCUUAACGUGGAGGAGAAAAAGACGAAGGUCACGCGUGAGCGGGACACUCGAGGUGGAGAAGAUCGCAGGGACCCGAGGCGUGGCGAUCGUGGCCCAGCGGGACCACGUGGCGUUGCUGGGAGCGGUAUGAUGCGAGAACGGGACGGCAGGGGACCACCUUCACGAGGUGCCACUUUACCCAAACCAGCAGUGGUGUCUGGGAGAGGCACGGGUACAAACGAGGGCCGUUUUACCGCUCAGCGGCGUUGAGAGCAGCUGUGGAAGUUGAAAAAUGUUCGUUGAUUAUGAAAUUGAAAAGCUUAUGUAAAAAUGUGUACAUACUUCAGUUUCUGUCUUUUAUGUUGUCAACUUUCAUCUUUGCCUUCGGCACCACUUUUGAAAGAAUUGUCGCCCUUAUUUCUGAUCUGCCUGAAGAGGUCCAUAUAGUGCGUGGAGCAAUGGUAGAACAAAUUGUAAAACGAGAAAUUUUUAUAUUUUUUUGCUUUGAGGGACAGUUCCCCAAAAAUCCUCUCAUCAUUUACUCACCCUCAUGUCAUCCCAGAUGUGUGACUUUCUUUCUUCUGCAGAACAUAAAUGAAGAUGUUUAGAAGAAUAUUUCAGCUCUGUA
This is a messenger RNA of Xyrauchen texanus (razorback sucker), 2205 nucleotides long. It is a transcript of the gene g3bp2a, whose product is annotated as G3BP stress granule assembly factor 2a. The record is from RefSeq and is a predicted model, not a curated record. Gene Ontology annotation, molecular function: mRNA binding. Bases 357 to 1847 code for a protein of 496 amino acids. NCBI's taxonomy places the organism in Eukaryota, Metazoa, Chordata, Actinopteri, Cypriniformes, Catostomidae. Gene Ontology annotation, cellular component: ribonucleoprotein complex; cytosol. The transcript has 13 exons.